Messenger RNA from Stylonychia lemnae, 1314 nucleotides. The record is from the annotation of a GenBank genome assembly. Lineage: Eukaryota; Ciliophora; Spirotrichea; Sporadotrichida; Oxytrichidae.
AUGGCAGCAAGGGGAUAUUAAAAUCAUCAUGAUGACUAGAAUAGCAAUGAAGAAAAUGAUGUUAAUGGUCAAGAUAACCUGAUUGUAGAUGGAUUAUAUCAUCAAGACAAAAGCGGAGCUAAAGGGAGCAUGUUUUAACUAAGCGCAUCAGCAAUCGGUUCAGGCGUUUUGUCACUUCCAUAUAUGAUUGCUUAAAGUGGAUUUAUCCUCGGAUCAUUGAUGAUAAUUAUUGCUUGUAUUGCUGCCAUAAUAAGCUUUUCAAUGCUAGCUACCUGUGCUGAUUAAAUAAAUGCCCCAACUUACACAUACCUUAUUUAAAAAGUAAUAGGUAGAAAUGUCGACAAACAUAUUGUAUGGCUUAUAUUUUUUAGUGCUGUUGGAUUUAGUGUGUCCUACUUGAUUAUCAUUACCGAGAUGAUUUAGGUGCUUGCCAUUAACAUAGAUUUGGAUAAAAGCUAUGUUUAAAGCAGCGAAGUAAAGAUUGCUAUUACGGCAUUUAUUGGACUAUUUAUUUUAUUUCCAACAGGCUCAAUAAGGGAAAUGAGUGGAUUCAGAUAUAUUAGUAUCAUCUCACUUGCUUCUUUAGUUUACAUUAUGCUCAUACUAUUAUUCGAACUACCCUAUUAUGCUAAAUAAAACUUUGAUGCUGAAAAUCUUAACUUUUUCAAAUUUGAUUGGGAUUUUUUCCCAAAUUUUUCAAUAGCAUUUUUUGCUUUUGCAUGUCAUAUUGAUUUUAUCCAAAUAUAUUAUGAGAUGAAUGAGAAAAAUCCAAAAAGAGCUAGUAAACUUGUUUACCGAAGUGUUGCAAUUAACAUAUUGUUCUAUUUAUCUAUAGGUUUAGCUGGAUAUUUUUCAACUUAUGAGAUGACCAAAAAAAUUGUAAUAGACAGAGAACCUUUAAUUGGGCAACAUAUUGAUCUACCUCUAAUGAUUGGUAGAGUUAUGAUCAUUAUUGGGCUUUGUAUAGCAUUCCCCCUAAGAAUGGUUUCUCUUAAGCAAAUUUUUAUUAAACUGAUAUACUCACAAGAGCAUUAAAUGACACAAGGAUAAAGCAUAUCGAUGUCAUUUGGAUUUGUAGUGCUAACUUCAGUAAUAUCUAUAAUUUAUCCAGACAUUACAGGGAUUCUAUCAAUUAUUGGCGGUUUAUGCUCAGUCACAAUGUGUUAUGUAUUACCAACUAUAUGCCACAUAAAAUUAAACAGGCAAGAGCUGAGUAUUUGUAAAAAGUACAGUUUAAUUGUAUUUUUUGGUACUCUAUCUUUGAUUGGAUAUAUCUCUGUAAUAUUAAAGAUUAUUUCAAUCUUCUAAGUUUGA